Anisakis simplex (herring worm) is the source of this 315-nucleotide messenger RNA. Lineage: Eukaryota; Metazoa; Nematoda; Chromadorea; Rhabditida; Anisakidae. The record is from the annotation of a GenBank genome assembly.
GUACCAAUAAAGUGGUUGGCGCCAGAAACAAUGCAACAACGUAUCUACUCGAAUAAAACUGAUGUUUGGUCUUAUGGAAUUAUGGUCUGGGAGAUAUAUGCAGAGGGAUGUGAACCAUAUCCAAAUCUAUCGAAUAUUCAAACACGAGCCAAGAUUAUUGUUCAGAACUAUCGUAUGGAAAUGCCUAAGGGCACUCCUCCAUCGGUAUCCCAACUGAUCACACAGUGUUGGGCAAAGGAUCCAAAUGAACGACCAGCAUUUUCGACAAUCUGUCAGACACUCAAGGAUAUCGCUGCAAAAGAACGCAUGAAAUGA